Molecule: messenger RNA, 567 nt
Organism: Lactuca virosa
Lineage: Eukaryota; Viridiplantae; Streptophyta; Magnoliopsida; Asterales; Asteraceae
Source: the annotation of a GenBank genome assembly
GGGUUGACCCUAAACCCUCGCUUUUCUCCCCUCUACAAAACACCCUAAUUCCCAACUCGUGACGCCCACGUUUUCUCAAACGUCAACCCUCUUCUUCUCUAUCCACUCUAAUAAAUUCCAAGGGAGCACACACUAUUCGGAGACAGAGACACAGCAAUGGCCGUAGGGUACUUCCGAAUGUGGUGGUGUGCGGUGGUGCUUGCAGUAUUGUUCGCCGCUUGUUUGGCUGCUGGAAACACCGACUUCACCUUAGGUGAGAAAACAACAUGGACUCAGAGAAGGUUGUUAGGGAUACAUCUAAAUGACUAUGGUGAACCAUCUGCAAAUAAAGGACAUGAUCCUAAAGGAAAAGUUGCUAAGUCUCCAAAAAAGAAAAGCCGCCACUUUUAAUUAUGUAUCGAAAUAAAAGUUGACAGAUAACAAGGGACAAGUAACAGUAAACUUUUAUUUCGAUAGCAAGUAACUAAGACAUAAUGUUUGUCGUAUUUUCUUUUGUAUGUUCGUGAUGUACUCAUGUAAGAUAACUACUUAUGUUUGUGUUUCUGGUUGUUAACAUUUUAUGGCACU